AUGUCAGGGAGAAAUUCGUCUACAGAAGAGGCAAAGAUGACUAUGGAAAGCUUGGAAAGCCCAUCGCUCACAUGGGCUCUGAUCUGCACAGCCCUUUACAGCACAUCGUUCACGUAUGGUCUUGUCAUAACCAUCACCGCAGGCAUACAAGGCUCCGUGAUCGAGGAGUUCUCUGAUGUUGCUUCGCUCGGUUGGAUCGCGGUUGGCUUCUCCCUCGGAUCAGUGAUAGCGAUCCUCCCCUACGGAGCCUUUUACAGGACUUUCAACAUGAAGUGGGGGUAUAUCUCCGGGCUCGCGAUAUUCCUGAUCGGGACUGUGCUCUGUGGUAUUGCUCCAACCAUGGAAGCCUUUAUCGUUGGCCGCGUCUUGGCCGGUGUUGGAGGAUCGGGCAUCUACCUGGGAGCUCUGAGCUACCUCGCGGCUCUGACAACUGAUCGCACACGAGGAAUAUAUCUCAAUGAAUUGAGCGCCGCCUGGGCUAUAGGUGGUAUUAUGGGCCCCUUAGUGGGUGGUGGCUUGUCAGUGUCCAUGACAUGGCGAUGGGGGUUCUAUCUCAUCAUCAUCAUCGGGGGAAUCACAUCCCUAAUAUCUCUUUUCUUUCUCCCCCAGACUCACCUAAUGACUGGCAAAUUGGUCUGUGAAUGCGCGCUUAGCCUUGACUACGUGGGGUUUGGUAUCUACAUUGGCAUAUGGGUGGCAUUCACCCUGGGUUUCAUGUCUGGUGGGAGAGUUUGGCCCUGGAACGACGGCCGAACCAUUGCCUCGAUAGCGAUGCUCCUCCUCCUCCUGAUCAUCUACAGCCUGCAGCAAUACUUCUGUCUCUUCACCAGUCCCAAGAACAGAUCUUUCCCAGGCCACCUCCUCCGAUCGUGCGACCAGAGUCUCCUCAACAUCGCGACGGGAUGCUCCAAUACCGCGAUGUUGACAACGUUCUACCUUUCGAUCUACUUCGAAUUCACACGGAACGAGACCCCCUUCAAGGUCGGGUUACGCGUUCUGCCCUUCCUCUGCACCUACAUCGUCACCAGCUUCAUCGCCUGCUUGCUGGUCCACAUUAUCAAUCGCCACAUGCCAAUCUACUGCGUCUCAGGGUUCCUGAUGGUUGUUGCCUCCGCGUGCUUUACGUUAUUCCUCUCGCCAUCUACCUCAACAGGUGGUAUCACUGGAAUCAGCAUUGUCAUAGCCGUCGGAUCCGGUCUCACAUCCCAACUGGGGUACACCGUGGCCAGCCUGAAGGCAUCAACCAGAGAGGACAAACUCAACGCAGUUAACCUGCAGAACCUUUCCCAGAUGAGCUCCACCGUUAUUUGCCAGGUCAUCGCGAGCCAGAUCUUCCAGUCGAUUGCAGCUCGCAAUUUAGCCCGUGUUCUGGCUCCGAUGGGAUUCAGCCACGUGGAUAUUCAGGACGCGGUGGUGGGGACGCAGAGUCGGGUGUUUCAGUCGCUGAGUGGAGUAGAGCGAGAGCAGGCCGUUUGGGCGAUCACCGAGGGCAUGAAGCGGCCAUUUUACAUUGUCCUGGUUGGAGGGGGCGUGGGGCUGGCUGCUGCGCUGUGUAUGAACUGGAAGAGGUUGUAUAGGUAG
This is a messenger RNA of Aspergillus heteromorphus CBS 117.55, 1581 nucleotides long. Its product is annotated as MFS general substrate transporter. NCBI's taxonomy places the organism in Eukaryota, Fungi, Ascomycota, Eurotiomycetes, Eurotiales, Aspergillaceae. The coding region runs from base 1 to 1581 and encodes 526 amino acids. Gene Ontology annotation, biological process: transmembrane transport. The record is from RefSeq and is a predicted model, not a curated record. Gene Ontology annotation, molecular function: transmembrane transporter activity. The transcript has 2 exons.